Molecule: messenger RNA, 1171 nt
Organism: Otolemur garnettii (small-eared galago)
Lineage: Eukaryota; Metazoa; Chordata; Mammalia; Primates; Galagidae
Gene: ATP23
Product: ATP23 metallopeptidase and ATP synthase assembly factor homolog
Exons: 6
Coding region: 184-924 (246 amino acids)
Biological process (GO): mitochondrial proton-transporting ATP synthase complex assembly; mitochondrial protein processing
Cellular component (GO): extrinsic component of mitochondrial inner membrane
Molecular function (GO): metalloendopeptidase activity
Source: RefSeq, a predicted model, not a curated record
CCGGCGUACCUCGCCAGGCUGUGAGCUGGAUCCGGCCCAAAGUCUUUGGUCCAGCGCUGCUGUCUGUCUGCUCUGCCGAGGGAGGGCCUGGACAGUCUGGGUGGCGGAAGCGAGAUUACCCUUCCUAGCCUCACCCCGGACCGCCCAAGCCAGGAGGAAGCAGCGGCGAGGUCUGCGGGCGGUAUGGAGGCAGGUCCGAAUGAGCGCGGCUCGGGCCCGGCGGCGGGGGAGCAGCUGCAGCAGAGGCACGUCCCGUGCCAGGUCUUCCCCGAGCAGCCGGACCAGGGGACUUCUCAGCGGGGGUUCCUUUCCAGCUUCUUCACCAGCAACCAGAAGUGCCAGCUCAUGCUACUGAAGACGCUGGAGACAAAUCCAUAUGUCAAACUUCUGCUUGAUGCUAUGAAAUACUCAGGUUGUGCUGUUAACAGAGAAAGACACUUUUCUUGUGAGGACUGUAAUGGAAAUGUCAGUGGAGGUUUUGAUGCCUCAACAUCUCAGAUCGUUUUGUGCCAGAAUAACAUCCGUAACCAGGCCCAUAUGAACAGGGUUGUCACCCACGAGCUCAUCCACGCCUUUGAUCAUUGUCGUGCUCACGUCGACUGGUUCACCAACGUCAGGCAUUUGGCCUGUUCAGAGGUUCGAGCUGCCAACCUUAGUGGAGACUGCUCACUUGUCAAUGAAAUAAUCAGGUUACGUUUUGGAUUAAAACAACACCAUCAGACUUGUGUACGAGACCGAGCUGUUCUUUCUAUCCUGGCUGUUAGGAAUAUCAGCAAAGAAGUAGCUCAAAAGGCUGUUGACGAAGUUUUUGAAUCUUGUUUCAAUGACCAUGAACCUUUUGGAAGGAUCCCACAUAACAAGACGUAUGCAAAAUACGCCCACAGAGACUUUCAAAACCGUGAUAGGUAUUACUCAAAUAUAUGAAGACAAUAACAUUUUCUAUUACAGAGCUUCAUUGACUGUGAAGGAAAAAAUAUGGUUCUCAAGUGAGCCUGCAUAUAAACCAUAAAUGAGCAGUUAAAUACAGAUAAAACACAGAAGUCUGUGAUUCUAGCAUGACCGGAAAAAGUCACUAUGGCAAAAAGUGAAACUGCCUUAAGCUCCAAGGCAGAAAUUGUAUUUUUAUACCUAUUUGGUAAAUUAAGGUAAAUAAAUUACAUUUUUGUAUUUU